AUGAAUUUGGGAAUUCGUAUAGUGCCUGGAAAAAAAGCGUAUGUAGUUGAACGUUUUGAAAAAUAUGUGAAAACAUUGACUCCGGGAAUUCACUUUUUGAUCCCUUUUGUUGAUCGAAAUGCGUAUGCCCAUUCGCUGGAAGAGACUCUUCCAAAACCUAACCAGGCUGCCAUUACUAGAGACAAUGUUAGCAUUUCGAUUGAUGGUGUUCUCUGUAUUAAGACUGUGGAUCCAAAAUUGACGUCAUAUGGAGUUGAGAAUCCAUUGUAUGCGGUAAUUCAACUAGCACAUACAACUAUGCGUAGUGAGCUUGGCAAGAUCUCACUUGAUAAAAGCUUUGAGGAAAGGGACACUUUGAAUGACAAAAUAGUGCUGGCCAUUAAUGAUGUUGCAUGUAAAAGACUCGGGACUGAAAUGUCUUCGUUAUCUUAA
Molecule: messenger RNA, 432 nt
Organism: Solanum verrucosum
Lineage: Eukaryota; Viridiplantae; Streptophyta; Magnoliopsida; Solanales; Solanaceae
Exons: 3
Coding region: 1-432 (143 amino acids)
Cellular component (GO): membrane
Source: RefSeq, a predicted model, not a curated record